Emiliania huxleyi CCMP1516 is the source of this 723-nucleotide messenger RNA. RefSeq lists its product as hypothetical. Gene Ontology annotation, molecular function: protein binding. The annotation marks the transcript as partial. The transcript has a single exon. The record is from RefSeq and is a predicted model, not a curated record. Lineage: Eukaryota; Haptophyta; Isochrysidales; Noelaerhabdaceae.
ACCGACAAACGCCACGAGCGGGUGUUCGAGCGGCUGAUUCGGCACGGCGCUGACGUCAACCUGCAGGACAUCAAAGGCUACACCGCGCUGAUGGGCGCCGCCUACAGUGGCCACCUCGCCGUCGUGCUCCGCUUGCUUCGGGCUGGCGCAGAUGCAAAGGCUCGCUCUGCGGCCGGCAUGACGGCGCUGCAGAUCGCCAAGGAGGCGGCCAAGGUGCUAGCUACUGCCGACGCCGCCAGUGCUCCUGAAAUAGACCAGGCCGGGUGCGUGCGCGCUCUCACAGAGCACGCAGCGGCGCUGAGGGAGGCGCAGGCGGCGGAGAAGGCGGCCGAAAAGGCGCUCGAGGUCAAGGGGCGGCGCGAGCAGCGCGAGCGGGAGGCGGCGGCGGCGGCGCGAGAGCGGGAGCGGGCAGCACGACAGCGCGAGGCAGAGCGAGCGGCGGACGAGGCGCGCCGGGCAGCGGACGCUGCGGCGCUGGAGGAGCAGAGGCGAGCCAUUGCGGCGGAGGCGGAGGCGAAGCUGGCCGCUGAGCGCGCGGCAGCAGAGGAGACGCUGCGGGCGAGGAAGACAGAGAGGCUUGCGGCGGAGGAGGCGCAGCGAGAGGAGCAGCGGGCGGCCGCGGCGGAGCGCAAGGCCGCUCAGGCAGAGGCGGCGCGGCGCGAGAAGGAGGCUGCGGAUAGGAGGGCGGAGGAGGAGAAGGCGAGGCGGCGCGCAAAGGCGGCG